Messenger RNA from Capsicum annuum, 4168 nucleotides. Its product is annotated as RNA helicase aquarius. Lineage: Eukaryota; Viridiplantae; Streptophyta; Magnoliopsida; Solanales; Solanaceae. The record is from RefSeq and is a predicted model, not a curated record. Gene Ontology annotation, cellular component: catalytic step 2 spliceosome. Gene Ontology annotation, molecular function: mRNA binding; helicase activity. Gene Ontology annotation, biological process: mRNA splicing, via spliceosome.
UCUCGAGUUUUUGAUUCGGAUCCAUUUAAAUUUGGUUCAGUCCGCUUCGGGUCGGACCUACAAAUUUGAAGUCAGCUCAAAUAUUUGCUUCUUCACCGCCUGCACUUCCUUUCGAAGUGACUGCCAAUAAACCCCCCAAAAUCUCAUAGCGUAACCCUAACAACCCUUCAAUUUUUUCUCUUCGGAACUGUAAACUACAGCAAGUAUGACCAAAGUAUACGGAACUGGCACCUACGAUUUCCGGCGGCACCGCGUAGCUGAGUACCCGGUGGAAGCAUUACAUCAGCCGCUGGAGAAGACGGAAAAGCCGCCGGAGUCGAACAUACCUAGCUCCAUAACCCUUGCUGAGAUCCAACGCGACCGCUUGACUAAAAUUGCUGCUUCAAAUUGGGCCAAAACUGGGGAGAAGAAGCCAUUCAGUCCCGAGCUUGUUAAAAAAAUUUAUGACACGGAGCUUACUGUAACAGGGGGGAGAAAGCCGGUGCCACUGCAGAGGGUGAUGAUAUUGGAGGUUAGCCAGUAUUUGGAGAAUUAUCUGUGGCCCAAUUUUGAUCCAGAGGCUUCUUCCUUUGAGCAUGUGAUGUCAAUGAUUCUGAUGGUCAAUGAGAAGUUUCGGGAGAAUGUGUCUGCAUGGAUCUGCUUCUAUGAUAGAAAGGAUAUGUUCAGGGCAUUUCUUGAUAGGGUUCUUCGCCUGAAAGAGGGUAGAAGCUUGACAAUUCCUGAGAAAAUUAAUUAUCUACUUUUCAUGAUCAAUGCUUUCCAGAGUUUAGAAGACGAGAUAGUGAGUAAAAAGGUAUUGAGGUUAGCUGGUCUGCAGUGUUGGCAUUGCUUGUCAUAUGGUCGAUUUCAGAUGGAGCUCUGUCUUAACCCUGAUCUAAUCAAGAAAUGGAAAAAGAUUGCAAAGAGAGCCAAGGAGGCAGCGAAAAGAGGGGAAUCUUUUGAUACCUCAACCAUGCUAGAAGUGAAUUUCUUGAGACAUCUAUUCGAGGAGUUCCUUGAGGUUCUUGAUUGCAAGGUUUUUUCUCAGCCAAACGAUGAGGUUGAUAAUGACUUGGAUAUCGCAAAUGAUUUUGAAGGUGUUAAUGAUGCCUCUGUCCUAUAUUGUGAACGUUUUAUGGAGUUCCUUAUUGAUCUAUUGAGCCAACUGCCAACUAGAAGAUAUAUAAGGCCUGUUGUUGCUGAUGUUGCUGUGGUUGCAAAAUGUCAUUUAAGCGCUCUUUAUAGGCAUGAAAAAGGAAAACUUUUUGCCCAGCUGGUUGACUUACUUCAGUUCUAUGAAGGUUUUGAAAUUGAUGAUCAUUUAGGGAGACAAAUGACUGAUGAUGAGGUGCUUCAGGCUCAUUAUGAUCGUUUCCAGUCAUUCCAGCUUCUUGCAUUUAAGAAGAUACCCAAGCUACGGGAACUUGCAUUGGCAAAUAUUGGUGCAAUACACAGGCGUGCUGAUCUAUCUAAGAAACUUUCUGUGCUUACUCCUGAGGAGCUGAGAGAUUUAGUAUGCCGGAAGCUAAAACUGAUAUCAGUUGAUGAUCCAUGUUCAGAUAGAGUUGAUUUCUUAAUUGAAGUAAUGGUAUCUUUCUUUGAGAGACAACAGUCACAGAAAGAGGCCAUAAAUGCCCUUCCUCUUUACCCUAAUGAGAAAAUAAUGUGGGAUGAAAGCCUUGUACCAAGCAUCAACUACACCGGGGAAGGAUGCCUGGCACUUCCAAAGCUAAACCUACAGUUUCUGACACUUCAUGACUAUCUUCUUAGAAAUUUUAACCUCUUUCGCCUUGAAUCGACUUAUGAAAUCCGUGAGGACAUCCAAGAAGCUGUGCCACAUCUCCUUUCUUAUAUCAAUAAUGAAGGAGAGCCGGCCUUUCGAGGUUGGUCAAGAAUGGCUGUGCCGAUUAAAGAAUUUAAGAUUACAGAAGUUAAACAACCAAAUAUAGGCGAAGUAAAGCCAUCUGCUGUAACAGCAGAAGUCACUUUCAGCAUCUCCAGCUACAAAUCACAAAUAAGGUCAGAAUGGAAUGCACUUAAAGAGCACGAUGUGCUAUUUUUACUGUCUAUUCGUCCUUCCUUUGAGCCUCUCAGUGCUGAAGAGGCUGCUAAUGCAACUGUCCCCCAGAGGCUUGGUCUCCAGUUUGUACGCGGCUGUGAAAUAAUCGAGAUGCGUGAUGAGGAGGGAAUUCUCAUGAAUGAUUUUACUGGGAGAAUCAAGCGGGACGAGUGGAAACCCCCGAAAGGAGACCUUAGAACUGUUACUGUUGCGCUUGACACAGCACAAUACCAUAUGGAUGUUGGUGAUAUAGCAGAGAAAGGUGCAGAAGAUAUUUAUGGUACAUUUAAUAUAUUGAUGAGGAGGAAACCAAAGGAGAAUAAUUUCAAAGCCAUCUUAGAAUCUAUAAGAGAUCUGAUGAAUGAAACAUGCAUAGUUCCUGAUUGGCUGCACGACAUAUUUUUGGGCUAUGGAAAUCCUUCUGCAGCACAGUGGACUAAUAUGUCAGACCUCCUUGAAACAGUGGAUUUUAAAGAUACCUUCCUAGAUGCAGAUCAUGUUAGGGAGAGUUUUCCUGAUUAUCAGGUUUGCUUUGUCGACCAAGAUGGCUUAGAAAACUUGCAACCAAGCCCCCCCUUUAAGAUUAAGCUUCCUAGGAAUCUGAAAGGGAAAGCUCAUGCCCUUCCUGGAAGUGAGAAUUCUACUAUAGCUUUAGCUGAUGCUGCAGGCCUGCCAGAAGUUCAUUCUGAAAGAGACAAGCUUAUUGUCGAAGCAUAUAUCCCUCCUGAUCCAGGUCCAUAUCCUCAGGAUCAACCAAAGAGGAACUCGGUCAGAUUUACUCCGACACAGGUUGGAGCAAUCAUCUCAGGCGUUCAGCCAGGUUUAUCCAUGGUUGUGGGUCCCCCUGGUACGGGAAAGACUGAUACGGCUGUGCAGAUUUUGAACGUUCUCUAUCAUAAUUGCCCUUCUCAACGGACCCUGAUAAUCACUCAUUCGAAUCAAGCUUUAAAUGAUCUUUUUGAGAAGAUAAUGCAAAGAGAUGUUCCAGCUCGCUAUCUUCUCCGGCUUGGUCAGGGAGAGCAAGAAUUAGCAACUGAUCUUGACUUCAGUCGUCAGGGAAGAGUGAAUGCCAUGCUUGUUCGGCGGCUAGAACUGCUUAGUGAAGUUGAACGCCUUGCAAGGUCCCUUCAACUUCCUGAAGAUGUUGGUUAUACAUGUGAAACUGCGGGGUACUUCUGGCUGCUUCAUGUAUACUCACGGUGGGAACAAUUUUUAGCUGCUUGUGCUGCAAAUCAAGAUGAACCAACAUUUGUUCAGGAUCGGUUUCCCUUUAAGGAAUUUUUUUCUGAUACUCCCCAGCCAGUUUUUACAGGUCAGUCCUUUGGAAAGGACAUGCGUGCAGCUAAGGGGUGCUUUCGUCAUUUGAAAACGAUAUUUCAAGAGCUCGAAGAAUGUAGGGCAUUUGAAUUGCUCAAGUCAACCGUUGAUCGAUCUAAUUACCUGAUGACUAAACAGGCAAAAAUUGUGGCAAUGACAUGCACACAUGCGGCACUUAAAAGGAAAGAUUUUCUUCAAGUGGGGUUUAAGUAUGACAACCUGUUGAUGGAAGAAAGUGCCCAAAUUUUGGAAAUUGAAACUUUCAUCCCAAUGUUGCUUCAGAGGCAAGAAGAUGGCUAUGCUCGGCUGAAGCGCUGUAUACUGAUUGGCGACCAUCAUCAAUUGCCCCCUGUCGUGAAAAAUAUGGCUUUUCAGAAGUACAGCCACAUGGAUCAGAGUCUCUUCACAAGAUUUGUCAGACUAGGGAUUCCAUAUAUUGAGCUCAAUGCGCAGGGUAGAGCACGUCCAAGUUUAGCUCGGCUUUACAAUUGGAGAUACAGAGAACUGGGGGAUCUGCCUUAUGUGAAGGAGAAUGCAGUCUUUCAUAAAGCAAAUUCUGGAUUCUCAUAUGACUAUCAGUUAGUAGAUGUGCCCGAUUACAAUGGAAGAGGUGAAAGUGCCCCUUCACCUUGGUUCUAUCAAAAUGAGGGAGAGGCUGAAUACAUAGUCAGCGUCUAUAUGUAUAUGCGAUUACUUGGAUAUCCUGCGAAUAAGAUAUCAAUCUUGACUACUUACAAUGGUCAGAAACUUUUGAUCCGCGAUGUUAUAAACAGAAGAUGUGUCCCUUAUGACUUUAUUGGUCCACCACACAAG